Messenger RNA from Clupea harengus (Atlantic herring), 3192 nucleotides. It is a transcript of the gene atg14, whose product is annotated as autophagy related 14. Gene Ontology annotation, cellular component: extrinsic component of omegasome membrane; phosphatidylinositol 3-kinase complex, class III; autophagosome. The record is from RefSeq and is a predicted model, not a curated record. Gene Ontology annotation, molecular function: phosphatidylinositol 3-kinase regulator activity; protein-membrane adaptor activity. NCBI's taxonomy places the organism in Eukaryota, Metazoa, Chordata, Actinopteri, Clupeiformes, Clupeidae. Gene Ontology annotation, biological process: autophagosome assembly; cellular response to starvation; mitophagy.
AACAAAGUGAAUCACGUGGUUCGCAGGAGGUAAAGCUGAACAGUGACUAAUAAUUUCUGACCUGCAUAUCGGCAGGAAUUGGACUGGUUGUGCUUCCAGUCUUAAUUGUAUGUCUCUAACAAUGCAGGGAGAGGACUUUGAGUCUUUUCAAGGACAAUACCACAGAUAAACACCGGUUCAAUGGCAUCCCCCGCAGCAAAAGAAGUCGGUCCUGGUGAGGGGACUUUAGGGGGAAUGCCUGGGGCCCGACUACCUCCUCGCCCGCAUCAUCCGUCUUCAUCGACUGCAGCACUGUUGCCGGGAUCGCUGAUGGUAGAAUCUGUGGACGAUGCCGAGGGUCUCUAUGUAGCAGUUGAGCGGUGUCCCCUCUGUAACACUGCUCGACGUAGACUGACCUGUGCCCGAUGUAUUCAGAGUGGCGAUUUUGUUUACUUUGACGGAAGAAAUCCUGAACGCUACAAAGAAAAAUUGGAAAGACUGAAAGGGCUGAAAGAUGAAAAGGAAAAUCUUCAGCAAAGAGUUAUCCAAGCCAUUGAUAAGAAGAUUCAGGGGGACCAACUUAAAUGGAAGAUCAUGUCCUGCAAGAUGAAGAUUGAGCAGAUGAAAGAGGUCAUCUCCAAUGGGAAUGAGGAAGUGAAGAGUGGUAAGGAUCUGCUGGUGCGCUCGCAGGAGGAGAGCCAGCGGCUGCAGCGGCGGGCCAGCCGGCACCAAGAGAAGCGGGACAAGAUCGAGCGGCACAACAAGCGGUUGGCCGAGCUGCUGGAGCGGCGCGGCCGCGAGCUGCAGGGCCGUCUGGAGGCGCUGGCCGAGGCGCGCCGGGGUCACAUCCUGGAGCUCGUCACACACAUCUUCCCCAUGCAGGAGGAGAAGCAGGGCAGCAGAGACCCGGCUGAUGUGGCUGCGGAGUGUGACCCUGCCCUGACCUCCAGCACGGUGAGUGAACUGGCAGAGGCACGCAGGACCACCUACCUGUCUGGCCGCUGGAUCUGGGACGACCAGAACGGAGAGACCAGCAUCAGCAUCACUGGCCCCCACGCCACGCUGCCCAGCAAUGGAGACUGCUCUGCCUACUACAGCUGGGUGGAGGAGAAGAGCACCACCCAGGGCCCAGAGCUGGAUCACAUUAACCCAGCCCACACCAUCAGCGCUGCUCUGUGCUACGCCACCCAGCUCGCCAACAUCCUCUCCCACAUCCUGGACGUCAACCUGCCUAAGAAACUGUGCAACAGUGAGUUCUGUGGUGAUAACUUGAGCCGCUACAGAUUCACACGCGCCCUCACCAAACUCAACACCAACAUCCUGCAUCUCUCCUUCUCCCAGCAUGUUGAGAGUGAUCUCCUGCAUCCCCAUCACACCUUGAGGAAUAUCAUGUUUCUGGUCUCCCCCGAAAAUAAGAACCUCGGCAGGACCGGUCCUUUCGAGGCCAGCGCUGACCUGGAGGAGUCCAUGGAGUUCGUGGAGCCGGAGGCGGCGGGACCUGCCGAGGAGAGCGGCGACGAGGCGCCCAGCGACGAGGAGACGGACCUGGGCACGGACUGGGAGACGGUGCCCAGCCCGCGCUUCUGCGACAUCCCAUCGCAGCCCAUGGAGCUCUCGCAGAGCACGGCCAUGCAGGUGUCCCAGCCGGCGGGGCAGGCAGGGGGCAUGAUCUCCUCGGCCGCCGCCUCCGUUACCUCCUGGUUCCGCGCCUACACUGGCCACCGCUGAACGGUCAGCAGUCACCGAAUCGGCUGAUGCUGUAGCUAUGCAAAAAAAAAAAAUACUCAAAAAAAAGACCACAUACUUCUCUCACAAUCUUUAUCUGUCUGCCAGUCUCUCUCUCUCUCUCCCUUCUACCCUGUCAGCUUGCACGUUGGGAGAAAAGAACGACACGCAGGCCAAUGAUUUAAAACAAAAAAAAAGGGAUGUCUUGUUUUUAAACUGAGAUUGCAUGUUCACUUGUGGCAAGAUGGAGACUGUGUUUUUGUUUUUUUUUGUUUUUUUUUGCUUUUCUUCUCAAAAUGCUGACAGAGAUGGUUCUCUGAACACGGUUUGUUUGAAGAAAAAUGGUCAGCUGUACAAUGAAGCACGUGAAAGAGAAGAGAAGGGACCUAAUGACUGGAUGCAGAGACAUUUUCAAAGGAGUGUGUCAGCCCCCCUCUGCAAUCCUCUGUGAUCAUUUUCACCACGCCAGCCAGCGAGCCCUCUCUUCUCCUCUCCUGUUUCUGGGGUUCUCACCCAUCUGCAGCGAAGCAGAGACAAUGUCUGCCAUACCACAGGCCCACCCCGAGAGGCUGGGGAAAAGCAGGAUGUUCUCGCUGUGAGAGGACGAGACUGCUCAACUCAAAGCUGGUUUACCACAGCCUUCACUGUACAGCAGAGGUUGAGGGUUUGGAGAUGAAAUGGUAUGUAUGUGUGUGUGUGUGUGUGUGUGUUCAUGUUUGCAUUUGUGUCAUCUGAUGGGAUGUCGAGAGUAAGAACCGCUCUCAGAAGGGUGACGAGAGUUAAGAUCUUCUUAGGAGAUGCGGCCCUAACUCGUGACUUUUAAAACGUCAACAGCGACUUUACUCUUCUCUUGGCCUACCACUACUGAAUGUUUGGUUAAAGGAAAUGGCCAGCAUCGGACCACAGAUGAGUGGACCUGACCGCCUCGGUUAUUUGAGAUGUGGAAACUGACUUUGGGGAAAAAAACUGACAGCAAGACAUCGGUACAGUGUCCACUAUGCCAGCAGAUGUCACCUGAUGUCACAUUUAGUUCUGUUUCUUGAAAUGGUCUUAGUUAACGUGUGGGUUUCUUAACUGUUGAAUACAGCAUAUUCAGAUGUUAUGCCCAUGUCUCUAUGGGAUACUAUAUUGUACCUUUGUGUGACUGUGUGCAAAGACCUAUAUCGCAGACUAGGAAGCCUGGUUUAUUUUUAAGGGUUGAGGGCUCGAUUGAUAUAGAUCUGUCCACAUAAACGUUGGACAUUAUGAGGAAAUGUCAUGGUGAAGUCUUUGUUGCCAUAAAAAAUGAGAACCUUACAUGCACUGGUUGUAAUUUUGUUUGCUAACAGGGUGUCAAAUGGCCAACACUGUCUGUCUGCGUUUUCCAUAUUCAAUAUAGUUUAUUUUCUUUAUAUGUUACAAACCACAGCACAGCAGUGUUGACCUCCAUUUUGGACUGAUGUUAUGAUUCUCCACACGCCUCAAUAAAAAAACAGCCUGGAGAUAUGA